AUGUCCUUCCUUACUGCUCUGGUGUUGAGUUCCCUCAUUUCUAGUACUGUCGGAAGUACUUGCAAAUACAUCAAAGUAAAUGCCGAUGAUGGGUGUUACAAUCUUGCCACUCGUUGUGACAUAACGCAGAAUAAACUCACGGAGUAUAACACGAAGACUGACUUCUGCAAAAAUCUGGAAGCUGGUGAUUAUGUCUGUUGCUCCGCGGGAUCCUUGCCAGACUUCUCUCCCAAGAAAAACUCCGACGGCUCUUGUCAUAGCUACACCGUCAAGAAGGAUGAAACGUGCUCGAGUAUCGAAUCAGACAACCUGAUGAAGACGGGAGCAAUUAAAGACUACAACGGUGAGACAUGGGGCUGGGCUGGAUGCAACAGUCUCCAGUUUGGACAAAACAUAUGUUUGAGUGAUGGCACGCCUCCUUUCCCAUCUGAACUAGAUGGUGCCGUUUGUGGCCCCCAGGUGAAAGGCACGGUGAAGCCAACCAAUAUGCCAUACACUAACUGGACCAAUCUGAACCCGUGCCCUCUUAACGCAUGCUGCGAUAUUUGGGGCAUCUGUGGUGUAACAUCUGAAUUCUGCACCAAUAGCACUGCCGAGACCGGGGCUCCUGGAACGGCCAAGAAUGGAACCAACGGAUGUAUCUCGAACUGUGGCACUGAUAUCAUCAACACUGACGAGAAGGCCGACCAAGUUAUGCGUAUCGCGUACUUUGAAACCUUUAACCUGGAUCGCGAGUGCAUGCACAUGGACAUCUCCAAGCUUGAGGGCAGCGAAUACUACACGCACGUUCACUGGGCUUUUGCCAACAUUACCCAGAAUUUCGAGGUUGAUGUCAGCGGCUACCAGGAUCAGUUCGAUGGCCUUAAAAAGCUCCAUGAUAUCAAACGAAUUCUCAGUUUUGGUGGCUGGGGAUUCUCAACUACUGAAUACACCUAUUCCAUCCUUCGCAAUGGUGUUAAGGAGGUCAAUCGCCAGACUCUGGCUGAUAACGUGGUCAACUUCAUCAAAGAACAUGAGCUCGACGGCAUCGAUUUUGACUGGGAAUAUCCUGGAGCCCAAGACAUCCCAGGCGUUCCCGCUGAUAGCAAAGAUUCUGGCAAAAACUAUCUCGAGUUCCUCAAGCUAGUCAAAGCUCAAUUACCUUCCUCCAAACACCUCUCCAUCGCUGCGCCGGCAUCAUACUGGUACCUGAAGAAUUUCCCCAUCAAAGAAAUUUCCGAGGUGGUUGACUACAUCGUCUACAUGACAUACGAUCUUCAUGGCCAGUGGGAUUAUGACAGCCCUUACGGCGAUGAUGGUUGCCCUGAGGGUGGCUGCUUGCGUAGCCAAGUGAAUCAGACUGAGACCCAUUCCUCCCUCUCGAUGAUCACGAAAGCGGGAGUUCCCUCGAAAAAGGUGGUGGCAGGUCUUCCACUUUACGGACGCAGCUUCAAAAUGAAAGAUCCCAAGUGUAGUGGCCCCAAUUGCCAUUUUACUGGACCCGAGUCUGGUGCCACGAAGGGGAUUUGUACCGAUACAGCCGGUUAUAUCUCCAACUAUGAGCUCUAUGAACUCAUUUCGAAGUCUGAAAACACCGAAUCGUAUAACUUCACCAUCCAGCAAUAUGAAGAUGAAGGAGAUGUUCUCAUCUAUGACGGGAAUUGGGUAUCAUGGCUGACACCAGAAAGCUACGCCAAACGGAGAGAUUGGACCGAUGGCAUGAACUUUGCGGGAACAUCCGACUGGGCUGUCGAUCUGAACCAGACCUACGCCGACCUUGGCCUUGGUGAUGAAUUCGAGAGCUCUCUUGAUGAAGAAGACGAUUUUGAGGUUUGUGACUACUCUAAGACGUCCAGCUUCAAGAACCUCGAUGAACUUGCGGCUGCUUCGGGGGACAUGCGGUCCGAUUGUAUCGCUGUCUACACACUUCAGACGUUGAUCACUAUGCUGAACACUGCUUAUGACAACUACACAGACGUCAACAGUGGAUAUGAUGCCCUUUUUGACUACUAUGUUACCUACAUGGAAGACACGGUUCCAACUGUCCUCGACACUGUGCUCUUGAUGGAGGGCGAUGGUGUUAAUACGGGCAACGGAGCGGCACCUAAAUUUGCAGAUGGCGCAUCUUAUUUCAAUUGUGACUAUAGCGGUGUGUCUAAAAACUGUGAAGGCUUAAACCACGGGAAUGAUCUUUUGCCCGAGAACGAAGACAUCCAUUGGAAGCUCACUGAUGAAGAUGGCUGGGACAAGGCGCUGGCCAACCAAGGCAUUUCAGCGGACUAUGUUGAGUUUGGUGACUAUACUCGGCACCAGCAUCACGAGCCUUUUGGUGGGCGAGGUCGCGCAGACUACGACUACUAUUUCACAAACUUUCCCAUAAAGAACAAGACCAUGGUCGUGCCGAACCCCAAGGAUAUCGUCCUGAAUGCUCUGCCCCACAUUCCAGACCUGCGUAUGGAUAUGCAAGCUACUGUCUUCGACAUGAUGUUUGGUCAAUGGGUCGGUGGCUCCCUCAAUGAUCCAUCCCAGGUAUACAGCACUCCGGUAUUCACCAUCAUACAAGCGAUCGAGGGCAUGGCAAAGGCCAAAAAGCUUGGCCAGGAAGAGAAGGAUGCGGAGGAGGAGGAGAAAGCGGAAAAGAAAAAGGACUUGAUCUUAACGAUUGUUAGCGUUGCUCUUAUCGUGAGUACUAUUCCUUGCAAAAUCACUUCACCAAAGCAAAAGAAAACAAAAGCUAAUUCGACAAUACAGUUUGUGCCUUUUGUUGGUGAAGAAGCCGCCGCCGCAGCUGGGAUGGCCACCCUCGCACGCAGUAUUGCUGUGGCAGGUGAAGCAGCCAAUGCUGGUCUUGCCAUUUAUGACACGGUGCAAGACCCUAAGUCUGCUAUAGUGAAUGUCAUCGGUGCCGCUCUUGGAGUUGGCGCUAUUGCAAAAGCUGAGCGCACCGGUUCAGGUCUUAAAGCUACGGCCAAGCUUCGAACGGAGAUGAAGGCGAGCGAGGUUGCCAGCUUGGGCAAACUUUUCCAAGCAAAUGAUAACACACUGCAAAAUCUCAUGAAGGUGUGCAGAUUGAAGUGA
Messenger RNA from Penicillium samsonianum, 3057 nucleotides. RefSeq lists its product as uncharacterized. NCBI's taxonomy places the organism in Eukaryota, Fungi, Ascomycota, Eurotiomycetes, Eurotiales, Aspergillaceae. The record is from RefSeq and is a predicted model, not a curated record. The transcript has 9 exons. Gene Ontology annotation, biological process: carbohydrate metabolic process. Gene Ontology annotation, molecular function: hydrolase activity, hydrolyzing O-glycosyl compounds; chitin binding. The coding region runs from base 1 to 3057 and encodes 1018 amino acids.